UUAUAUAUGAUCUGAUUGUCUUCUUAUUCAAUGCCUCUCUUGAAGUUUCUUCUUCCUUUUUUGGUUGGAUAAAAUAAAGGGCCCAUAAUAAAGGCCCAAUUUCUCUUGCCCAUGUAAAGGCUCUCUCACACUAGACAAGGCUGAUACCAGUUCUUUACUUUGUACUAAUUACUGCCUUAAUGUUGUUGAUUCAACAUGCAUAUACACGAGUUAUAAUAUGAGUAGACGAAAUCGUUUAUUUUUCCUAAUUCAAUUUUGUGCAUCAACAUUUGUUUGUUAUAUCUUUUUCAGCAUUAUAGAACGUAUACCAAGAGAAUCGUCACUACGAAGUCGGGCAAUUGAGGAAUCUGCCACUGUAAAUGAAGGUCAUAGAUCAAGUAGAGAAUGGCCAAAAAUAGUAAAGAGUAUUUUUUAUCGAGGUCGGUCAUUUCUUCCAAAGUGGAAGAGGGCAUUUUUAGCAUCAUGUGUAUUUGGGGUCUUAAUAGAUCCGUUAUUCUUUUAUAUUCCUAUUGUCAACAAGGAUAAGAAGUGCAUCGGGUUGGACAAAAAUUUGAAGGGAGCAGUUAUUUCACUACGAUCGACAAUGGAUAUAUUUUAUGUAGUGAACAUUGUUAUUCAAAUUUAUAUCGAACCUAAAGUUCCAACAGUUAGGGUCAUGGGGAGAUCAUAUAUUCAUACCAUAGUUUUGACAAAAGGAACCAUAUUAGUUAAAGAUGCUUUGGCAAUGGCUAACAGGAUUUGGAGGAUCUCAUCACAUAUCUUAAUUGACAUUUUAGCUGUUCUUCCCAUUCCACAGGCAGUGAUCCACUUCUUCAUGGACUCUAGUUCUUUGAAUACGAGGAGGUUUUUGGCUUUUCUUGCUCUAUUGCAAUAUGUACCACGAGUUCUUCGCAUCUACUUAUUGUGUACAAAAUUCAACAAGACUCCUACUAGAGAGACUGAAAUAUGGAUUUUAUUUAAAGGCGCAUUCAGUUUCUUUUUGUACAUCCUUGCUAGUCAUAUAUUUGGAGCUUUCUGGUACUUUUUAGCUAUCCAGCGGGAGACGGCUUGCUGGCAAAAUGCUUACCGAAAUAACAAUGGAUGUGAAGCUACUACCUUCUACUGCAAUGGUCGUACAAUAAGAGACAUCACAUUUCUGGACGACUUAUGCUCUAUAAAUCCACACAAUACUAAUGCAACACCCUUCUAUUUUGGUAUGUUUGAUAAGGCUGUUCAGUCUGGUGUGUUGGAGUCAACAAAUUUACCGAAAAAAUUCUUUCAUUGUUUCUGGUGGGGCUUGCGAAAUCUAAGUUCUCUUGGGCAAAACCUCGAGACGAGUAACUAUACAUGGGAAAAUAUCUUUGCCAUUUUUAUUUCUCUAAGUGGCUUGCUCCUGGUUCUACUAUCCCUCACUACAAAUUUGAAGAUAUGUAUGGAGUUGGUAACUAGAACAUCAGCGAAGAUGAGAGUUAUAAGGCAGCUGAAAAUGAAAGAUCUAGAGGUACAAUUCUGGUUAUCUGAAAAUGACAUCCCUAAGAAUAUGAAGGCGACCAUCAUGCAAAAGGUGCACAAACAACUUGAACAAAACAAAGAUGUUCGUGUGGAGAAUAUCCUCUAUAUUCUUCCCUUGGAACAAAAGAGAUUUAUCAAGCGACAUCUCUGCUGGCCUACAAUGAAGAAAGUUCCAAUGCUUCGAGAUAUGGACGAUCAAGUGUUGAAAGAAAUCUUUGACAAUCUCAAGCCAGUGAGCUAUACAGAAGACAAAUGUAUAAUUGGAGAGGGUGAACCACUUGUUAAAAUGCUCAUCAUCACUCGAGGCAUUAUGUUGACCUACACAACUAACAAUGGUGCUAGAAGAAGUAGUGGAGGUUCUUCAACCACCAAGUGUCUUGCCAAAGGUGAUUUCUAUGGAGAAGAACUUCUAACCUGGGCAUCAACAUUCUCCCCGCUUUCAGACUUACCCAUCUCCACAACAUUUGUCAAGUCCCUCACAAAAGUUGAAGCAUUUGCGCUCAUGGCCAAUGACUUGAAGACUAUAGCGUCUAAAUUCUGGAGGCAUUUUAGAACGGAUGCUCGGAUGCCGGUACAUCUCUCUGCAAAUCUUAUACAAACCAAUUGGCGCCGCUGCUAUACAAGGAGGGNCCGGUGGUAUAGCUUGAAAGAGCUGGAGAUUGCGACGCGUGGAUUUUCUCCAGAGAACGUGAUUGAAGGAGGAUACGACGUCGUUUUCAGAGGAAUUUUGCAGGACGGCCAUGUCGUGGCGGUCAAGAACCUUCUCAACGACGGGGGUCAGGCAGAGAUACUGUUUAAGGCGGAAGUGGAAGCCAUUGGUAAAGUAAAGCAUAAGAACUUGGUGGGUCUAAUUGGCUAUUGUGCUGAAGGCCCUCAAAGGAUGCUUGUAUAUGAAUACAUUGACAAUGGCAAUUUGGAGCAAUGGUUGCACGGUGAUGUUGGGCCUGUCAGCCCUCUGACCUGGGAUAUUCGAAUGAAAAUAGCUGUCGGUACAGCAAAAGGGUGAGAUAAUUCUGUAUUCUUCUUGUUCAUUUUCCUUGUAUUUAACGAUUAUAUGUCUCAGUAUGACAGGAUCUGUAACAUAUUGCACUGCUUUUGUCAUUCUCACGAUCUCCCUACUUUGGCUAUGAAAAUAUAUUAUCCUUCAUCACUAUAAACCUAUUCUUGUUUU
Prunus dulcis (almond) is the source of this 2662-nucleotide messenger RNA. RefSeq names its product cyclic nucleotide-gated ion channel 1-like. The record is from RefSeq and is a predicted model, not a curated record. Bases 218 to 2497 code for a protein of 759 amino acids. Gene Ontology annotation, molecular function: protein kinase activity; ATP binding; monoatomic ion channel activity. Gene Ontology annotation, cellular component: membrane. NCBI's taxonomy places the organism in Eukaryota, Viridiplantae, Streptophyta, Magnoliopsida, Rosales, Rosaceae. Gene Ontology annotation, biological process: transmembrane transport; protein phosphorylation; monoatomic ion transport. The transcript is spliced from 9 exons.